This is a messenger RNA of Castor canadensis (American beaver), 1314 nucleotides long. The record is from RefSeq and is a predicted model, not a curated record. NCBI's taxonomy places the organism in Eukaryota, Metazoa, Chordata, Mammalia, Rodentia, Castoridae.
AUGGCGCGCGCCCGCCCGCUUGGGGCUGCGGGGGCUUGGGGGGUGGGCGUGUGUGCGCGCGGGUUUUCUCUGAAAUCCGACGCCUCUCUCGCGGGCCCCGGCGGGAGCGUGGACUGCGGCUCUCGUCGAGCGCUGCCCGCCGCCGCCCCUCCCCGCCCCGUCCUCCCCGGUCUCCGGGAUCUGCGUUCCCAACGCCAGCCCUCGGUCAUUUCCUCCAAGUCGCCGCUAACGGCCGCAGCCCGAAGACCCAACCACCCUGGGACUCGCUCCGCAGUCCACAAGUUUCAGGUGAGUGAUUAUGUUCCCUGGCAGCGGUCCAAGCAGAAAACGAAGACACCUAGUCUGCCUCCGCUGGGACAAGCCCGCAGUGCUAAUAAGAGCAAAAUGAAGACCUCGACUAGAGUUCAGCCAGUGGUGCAUUCAAAGACCACUCCUGUAGGGACAAGCCAGCUGAAGAAUCCACAAGAACUGCAUGGAAGGGAGCAGGUGCAGCCUUGGAAGAUGCAGGCCAAACUCCGGUUAAUGAGGUCCAUGCUGCGGACCCAGAGGACCUCGCUGCAGGAGCUGAGCAACCACGAGCGCUUCCUCAUCAAGCUCAAUGAGGAGCUGAUCGAGGCCAUCCGGUGCAUGGAGGACAGCACCGCCCUGACCGUGCGGACGAUGGUGCAGCAGCACUACGUCCUCGGGAACGUCAUCGACAUCUUGGAAUACUCAAACAAGAAGAGGGUGCAGGAGUUGAAGACUGAGCUUCUAGAGUGGGAAGAAUUGGAGAAACUCAAGUUGAAACGCCUGGAGCAGCAGCUGGAGCAGCUGCAUGCAGAGAACAAGAUGACCCACGAGGAGGCGCGAUUCCUGAGCACAUACAUGGACCACGAAUAUCCUGUCAAGUCUGUGCAGAUUGCCAGUCACAUGCGCCAACUGCAGCAGGCAAAGGACGACCAGAAGGACGAGUUGGAUAACCUCAGUGAGAUGCGUAAAGUGGUCCUUGGGUCUUUGUCUAAUAUGAUUCAGGAGAAGAAGAAAAGCAUUCUGAGGUCUCUGAUGAUGAAAACCCAGAAACCUCAUGAGAAGCGUCUUCUGCAGAAGACUCAGAAUAGCCAGCACACGCAGAAGUACACAGUCUGGGUCAGAGGCCUUAUUGAUCAAAUGAGGAAGGAAAUACCCACAUUAAUGGCUGAGGUGGAAGAGCCCCAAGCUGAGAUCUUGGAAACCCGAGAGGUCGUUUUUGAGGAUGUUCUGCUUCGGAGACCCAAGUGCACCCCAGACAUGGCCAUUGACCUCAACAUCCCAGUGGAAGAGCCGCUCCCCUUCUAG